Messenger RNA from Blepharisma stoltei, 3013 nucleotides. The record is from the annotation of a GenBank genome assembly. NCBI's taxonomy places the organism in Eukaryota, Ciliophora, Heterotrichea, Heterotrichida, Blepharismidae.
AUGGAAGCUCCCUAUGUUAUUGUGGUUCAAGGUCCACGAAACUCAGGGAAAACCACCGUCAUAAAAUCGCUUGUAAGGCACUACACACGUCAAAAACUCACCGAUGUUCGCGGUCCAAUAACUCUCAGAGCAAAUCGGUCAUUACGUUUAUGUUUCUAUGAAUGCCCUACCGAGAUGUCAGCUAUGAUUGACCUUGCCAAAAUCGCUGACCUUGCCUUGAUUGUUAUUGACGCCAGCGUUGGCUUUGAGCUCGAAACAUUCGAGUUUAUCUCGAUUUUACAAAACCAUGGGAUGCCCUGUGUAAUGGGGAUUCUCACACAUCUUGACCAGUUUAAAGAAGCCAGCACGCUCCGAAAAAUAAAAAAAGUCAUGAAAAAGCGGUUCUGGGCUGAAGUUUAUAAUGGAGCCAAGCUGUUUUAUUUGUCAGGGCUGAAAAAUGACCUGUAUACGGACAGAGAAAUACACAAUUUCACUAGGUUUAUUUCGGUGCUGAAAUGGAAAGAAAUGACUUGGAGACAGGAACAUUCGUAUAUUUUGGCUGAUAGAUUUGAAAUGAAGAGGGAUACAGGGGAAUCGGCGUUUUAUGGGUAUAUAAGAGGAUGCCCUAGUAAUGAAAAUAAUUUUUUUAUAUUGUGAGUCAAUAAAUCCUAUAGAAAAACAGAAAAAAGUUAUAUAUAAAAAUAGGGCAUUGCAAGUAAAGAGUAAAAUAAUGCUAACCCCCUCCCUCUUCAUGAGUGAACAAAACAGAUUUGUUCGAUCAUAGAAAAUGUUAGUUCUAUUUUUUAAAAAAAUCCCACUUCUAAAUAAUUUUGAAAAUAUAAAUUUAUUUGUAAAAUAUUGUUUUAAAGUGCAGGCUUUUUAAAUUCAACAGAAUUAGUAAGAGAUUUCAUUAUAAUAAUUAUCACUUAUAUAUCAAAAUAUUUUUUCAUAAAAAAUUUCUAAUUUAAAAUGAUUCUUUGCUCGACAGAGGGGAGAGUAAGGUGCUAUUAAUAAAAUAGAGUUUAUCCCUGGAUAUGGAGAAUUCGAAAUGACCAAUAUUUCAGAAAUCCAAGACCCUGUGCCUCAAAUAGAAGCUCAAAAAAAGAAAAAAACACAUAGAACCCUUAAACAAAAAGAGAGAGCUUUAUAUGCUCCAUCUUCCAAUAUUGGAAUGCUUAAAUAUGACAAUAACACUGGCUAUAUAAACUUGCCAGACCAAUAUGUCAUGUUUACAAAGCAUCAAGGCGAAAAUAUUGAAGAAUUCACCCCAGGGCAAAAAAUGGUCAGAGAGCUGCAAGAAGCCGACAGGACUCUUGAAGACAAGCUAGCCCAAAGAGAAGAUUUAGCACUCGUUGACGAUAUACAAGUAAGAGCAGAAUCAAGCGAAAGCGAAAUUGAAGAAGAAAACCACUUAAAAGAGCUUGCAGAAGAAAUUAAGACAAAAUUGCCCAAAAAAGAAGUCCAGGAGUAUACAAUUAAUGAUACAGUCGUCACUGAUUUGACCACUUUGGUGUAUGGAAAGAAAAGUCAGGGUGCUAAAAAAGUGAUGGAAAAGGACACCCUAGAUAGCUUUAAAGAAAGAUAUAAGCCAAGAUUUGACAGCUUGGAUAACUAUAUUAAAGCGGUUAAAAAUAGAUUUAUGGCUGGGAGUGAUUAUAAAGAAGAAAUAGAAAAAGAAGCUGAGGAUGAUAUGAGAAAAAAAAAAUUAUUUUUAUUUAAAAUUUUUAAAACAAUAUUUUUUUUAUUUUAUAAAUAUUCUGAUAUGGAUGGCGAAGAUAUUGAAAAAGAAAUCGAAGACGCCCCAAAAAGUGAAAAAAAUGGUAUUCCGAAAGGGACUUAUGUGAAAAUUGAAAUCAAAGGUAUGAGUGAAGAACUUUUCGAAAAAAUUGUGCCUGAAUGCCCAAUUUUACUAUGUGGGCUAAAACCUCUUGAAAAUUCUUUAGGCUACGUCCGAGCCAGAUUUAAAAAGCACCGCUGGGCUAAAAAAAUUUUGAAAAAUAAUGACCCAUUAGUAAUAUCAAUGGGCUGGAGAAGAUUUCAGACUAUACCUAUAUUUUGUACAGAAGAUUCUGGCACAGACAGGCUUAGAAUGGUAAAAUACACUCCAAAAUUCGGGUUUUGCAUGAUGGUUUUUUAUGGACCUUUAUCCGCAGUAAAUACCCCUAUCAUGGCAAUCCAAGAUCUAGAAGGCAAAGACUUCAGGAUUUCAGGCUCAGGGAUUAUUUUAGAGUUAAACAGUCAAUUUUCAAUCAUGAAAAAGCUUAAAUUGAUAGGCGAGCCUUAUAAAGUGUUUAAAAAUACCGCCUUUGUCAAAGGAAUGUUUAAUUCACAGCUAGAAGUCACCCGAUUUGAAGGCGCAAAAAUAAAAACUGUCUCAGGGAUCAGAGGAAUGAUUAAAAAAUCUUCAAGAGAUGGAAUUGGGCCUCCAGGGACAUAUAGAGCUACUUUUGAAGACAAAAUUUUGAUGAGCGAUAUCAUAUUUUUAAGGACUUAUUAUGAAAUAAAGCCUGAAAAGUUUUAUAAUCCAAUUAUUAUACUAUAAAAUAAUACUUAAGGUAUUUUUUCAUAUCAAAAUUUUAUUAUAAAAUUCAUUAAAAAUAAAUAUAAUUACGCAAAACAAAGACUACUCAAAACCACAAGCCAAAUUAGAACAGAAAGAGGCAUUGUGGCACCAGAUAAUGAAGAUUCCCAUUAUAACCCUGUCAUAAGAGAAAAAAAAGAAUUCACUCCUUUCAAGGUUCCUAAGAAACUAGAAGAAGAGCUUCCAUUUAAAUCCAAACAAAAAUUAACACAGCCAAAACAAAGAGAUGAAACAGACGUCAAAAUUAUGCUGAAUGACAGAGAAAAGAAAAUCGCAUUUUUCUUGCAAAGGCUUGGAACAGUCAAAAAUAUGAGGGUCAAGCAUGAAAAAGAGAAAAAAGAAAAAUAUGAUGAAGAAAUUGCCAAAAAACAGAAAAAAGAAGACGACGCGAAGAGAGAAGCACUUUCCAGGAAGAUUAAAGAAAGGAAAAUGAAGAAAAAUUUUCAUAAAUAA